GACGUCUGCAGCUGACUGAAGAAGCGUUUUAAGUUGAGAGCCAGCUUAAGGAAGAAGCCUCAGAAUGUCAGACGGUGACCGGGUGGAGCCUAUGGAGACUAACGACGUCAGCCAGGAGCCUCCGACAUCUAACGACCAACGUGCUGAGAACCAAGAAGAAGUUCAACUCACUCUAUCAGUCAAGUGGUCAGAGGUUUAUGAACAGCAGCAUAAAUGUAAACUUGAACUGGAGAAAAUUCUUCAGACAUGGGCCAACACCAACGACGAAUUCAAGGGAGACUGCAAAGUGCUCAAUGUCUCAGAAGACGGGAGGGCUCUGAUAAGUCUUCCUUCUCCAGCCCUGAGUGAGCUUAAAAAACUAAUUGGACAAGAACUGACAGGGAAAGAUGGAAAAACUGUCACAAUACUGUCUGUUUCUGAGGCACUGCCAGUGUUUCAGACACAAGCACCAGAGGAAGCUUUAAUAAAUUCUCCUCCCACAUCUGUGUCAGAGCAACGUGAUGAGGAAAUGCCACUUGUGGGGCAGCAUAUUGCAGUUUCUACAGCAGGAGAGGAGGCAUGCACUUGUCCUGUCCCAGUGAAUCAUUUCUGGUACGUGAGCCACAUCUACAGGGAGGAAAUUAAACGUAUAGAGAAAGAGAAUGGAGUUAAAAUCAACGCAGAAGUAUAUGUGACAUUUCAAGGAGACCAGAAAGAUGGAGGCCGCCAAAAAGCUCUCUCUGAGUUCACAAACCUUGUCCAGAAGUGCUUAGGUGAAUCAGAUGGCUCAAUAAUUCCUCUCAAGAAAGUGAAUCCAGAAGAUUGGAAGGACACAGUGAAUAUCAUCCAGAGAAAGGACAACAAGCUUUUGCUUACUGUAUCCUCUGAAGAAAUGACCGUAUGUGGGCCAAGACAAAGUCAAGAUGCCAUCAGAAAGUCCUUAAACGCAACAGCAAAUACCAGCACUGUUGUUGGUGAUUCUACAUGGCCGUCUCAAGAUACAUCACCAAACAUUGACAUGAGCAUCAAAGACCCUCUUGUCGAUGCUGGACUAACCAUGGAGGAGAACUACUGGAAGCUGAUGACUACUUCCUUCGAUAAGCAAGUAGCUAAGAUCAAAACUAAGUUUGCUGUGGACUUUAAAGAAUCGAGCACCAGUCAGGGCAAAGUCAAAGUCAAAGUCAAAGUUUGCUACAAAAAAUCUGGAGGGAACGCGUCAAUGGAGAGCCACGCUGUCAGAGCUCUUCUCCAUCUGUACCAGAAGGUUGCCACAUCACCUCUGAGCUUCACCCAACAACAUGGUGCCUUUGGGCUCACUGACUUGCAGUCAGAGGGAGCCUCCGGUGGAUCUGGGUUGAAUGGACAAUCAGACACUGAAGCCCCCACAGGAGGAGGAGCAACAGCAGGCGACUCAGCAAAAGAUGACAACUGUCCUAUAUGCCUGGAUACAUUCACCAAUAAGAAACAGCUUAAGUGUAAACAUGAGUUUUGUGAAGAAUGCCUGGCAAGCGCAAUGAAAAGCACUGGAGCCAUCUGUCCAGUUUGCAAAGAUGUCUUUGGUCUGAUAAAGGGAGACCAGCCGGAUGGAAAAAUGACGUGGAACAAAAGCUCUUUAUCCAUCCCUGGAUUUGAAGGCUGCGGCACUAUAACCAUCCACUAUGAUAUUCCAAGUGGAGUACAGAAGGAAAACCAUUCAAAUCCUGGGCAGUACUAUUCUGGUAUUAACAGAUCAGCAUAUCUGCCAGACAACAAAGAGGGCAAAGAAGUACUGGGCCUGUUGAAGAAAGCAUUUGACCAGAAGCUCAUUUUCACUGUUGGGACGUCCAGAACAACUGGGAGAGACAACCAAGUGACCUGGAACGACAUUCACCACAAGACCUCCCCUACAGGAGGACCACAGUGUUAUGGGUAUCCUGAUCCUGGCUACCUGAGCAGAGUCAAAGAGGAGCUGAAGGCUAAAGGCAUCGAGUGAAGACUUCCAUACAAAGUAGCAGAAGUGAGAUGUUUUAGCACACAAAAAAAAAGAAUUAAGAUGAUUAUGUAAAACAAGCAAUUACUGGAAUGCACAUAUUGUUGUACUUUAUGGUGUGUCUUCUUCUCUUGUAAUUUUUAAUAGUAUUAGUAAGGGUUGCUUUGAGGUGUGCCAGACAUGAUUUACAUCUUAAGAGUUUAUGGUUUAGCAGAAUGUAUUAUCUUCACAUAUUAAGUUUAACUUUUUUUGAUGAAGGAUUUCCUCAUUAUUUUGUUGAUUGAUAGUUGCUCAACCUAUAAGAGAAUAAGAAUAGCAUUUGCAUAUGUGAAUUUAACUUUCUUUCUAUAUUACACAAUCUGAUCUACUGCUAAUAAAUGAAUAAAACGACCCAUACUGACUCAUCA
Molecule: messenger RNA, 2355 nt
Organism: Anoplopoma fimbria (sablefish)
Lineage: Eukaryota; Metazoa; Chordata; Actinopteri; Perciformes; Anoplopomatidae
Product: E3 ubiquitin-protein ligase DTX3L-like
Exons: 9
Coding region: 65-1951 (628 amino acids)
Biological process (GO): protein ubiquitination; Notch signaling pathway
Molecular function (GO): metal ion binding
Source: RefSeq, a predicted model, not a curated record